UGUUAUCAAAACCAACUACCAAAUAUAUUUCUAAGAAUCUGCAAUUUUUAAGUAAGACAAUCCUGAGCAGAUCUUCUAUACUAUUCUAGAUUUCUAGCUGGUGAUAUUCUCCUGCCUAUAUAAACUCAAUUUUGCUCUGGUUUUAGACAUAGAUCAUACAUCAAAAGAUUUGGUGACAGAGGGCAGUCUAGCCUCUAGCAAGUCAUGUUUCAUUUAGAAUUUUCUUUUAUUUUGUUUACACAUAUUCAAAGGAGGCACAUCCUCCAUGGAAGGAGCAAGGUUGUUGUUCAUGGCAUUUCAGAAGAGAUUCUCAUGUGGCCUCGUCAUCUCCACCAGACAAAUAAAGAUUUCAUGGCAAGAGACUAAAGAAUGCUAAAGUCAUUGUGGGGGAUGAGAUUGGAGGCAAUUAGGCAUGUCAGCCUGACUAAUAACUUGUGGAAAGGUUGAUCCUCGUCGACCUAACAGCAGAGUCAAGGAUUUCCCGUUCAGAUGCUGACAGAUUGUUUCCGGAUGUAACCUGCCAUUACAAGAACCCAGUUCAACUGAAACCAGGAUACAAGCAAGAAGUCAUCCUUUUUCAGGUUACUGGGUAUUGUUUUGAGAGAGAAAAUAUGGCAGGCGGAGUUAACAGGAAGAUAUCAGCAGCAUCAGCCAGGGCUCACACCAGAAAAUCUAAUCGGGGUACUUCUUUCAAGCUUCCUGCAGGUAUGUUUAGGACAAUACUAGCAGUCUUGUUUGUGGGGAUUUUGGCAUGUAUUUACCAGGUAAUCCAACCACCUCCACCAAAGAUAUGUGGCUCUCCUAAUGGCCCCCCUGUUACAGCACCAAGAAUAAGGCUUAAAGAUGGAAGGUGUUUAGCGUACAAAGAGUAUGGUGUUCCAAGGGAUGUGGCCACUUAUAAAAUUAUAUACGUGCAUGCUUUCAAGUCUGGUAGGCUAAAUGCCGUUGUUGCAACUACUCUAUCUCCGGAAGUUUUUGAAGAGUUGGGAGUCUACAUUGUGUCUUUUGACAGACCAGGUUAUGGAGAAAGUGAUCCCAAUCCAAAACGAACAGUAAAGAGCAUGGCAAUGGAUAUAGAAGAGUUUGCUGAUCAGUUAGGACUAGGAUCCAAAUUCUAUGUAAUUGGCUAUUCCAUGGGAGGGCAAGUGAUUUGGAGUUGUCUCAAGUACAUCCCUAAUAGAUUAGCAGGAGCAACACUAUUAGCUCCAUCUGUUAAUUAUUGGUGGCCUCAUUUUCCUGCAAACGUAUCUAAUGAAGCUUUCAGUCAGAAGUCACCACAAGACCAAUGGGUUUUUCGUGUUGCUCACUAUGUCCCCUGGCUUGUUUACUGGUGGAACACACAAAAACUGUUCCCUGCUUCUAGUGUUUUAGCUGGCAAUUCUGAUAUUUUGUCCAGUCACGACAAAGAAAUCAUGUCUCAGAUUUCUGCAAGAAAGAAUUUUGCGUAUGUUUAUACAGGAAAGGCACAUAUUGUAAUGUCACAACAAGUUACACAGCAAGGAGAAUUUGAGUCCCUUCACCGAGAUCUUAUAGUUGGACAAGGAGCCUGGGAAUUCGAUCCUCUGGAGCUGGAAAAUCCAUUCCCAAACAAUGAGGGUUUUGUACACCUUUGGCAUGGGGAUCAGGAUAGGAUUGUGCCCAUUACAAUGAACCGCUAUAUUGCUCAACAACUUCCCUGGUUGCACUACCAUCAGGUUUCGGGUGCUGGGCAUUUGUUUCCUCUGGCUGAUGGGAUGUCCCAUGCUAUUAUAAAGGCACUUUUAUUUGGAGAAAAGUAGUGAGUAAUGGGCUACCUCAGGUCACUUAUAUGUUCUUGUAAUGCUUUAUGAGCUGAGAUUUGAAAUUUAAACAUUCUAAUGUAUACUACAAAAUUUGUACCA
This is a messenger RNA of Durio zibethinus, 1880 nucleotides long. RefSeq lists its product as uncharacterized. Lineage: Eukaryota; Viridiplantae; Streptophyta; Magnoliopsida; Malvales; Malvaceae. The record is from RefSeq and is a predicted model, not a curated record.